Aspergillus heteromorphus CBS 117.55 is the source of this 2235-nucleotide messenger RNA. Its product is annotated as serine/threonine-protein kinase. The record is from RefSeq and is a predicted model, not a curated record. The transcript has a single exon. Lineage: Eukaryota; Fungi; Ascomycota; Eurotiomycetes; Eurotiales; Aspergillaceae. Gene Ontology annotation, biological process: protein phosphorylation; microtubule cytoskeleton organization; intracellular signal transduction. Gene Ontology annotation, cellular component: cytoplasm. Bases 307 to 2235 code for a protein of 642 amino acids. Gene Ontology annotation, molecular function: ATP binding; tau-protein kinase activity; protein serine/threonine kinase activity.
GCUGCUUCAUCGCACUACCACACCACUCCGUUCUAUUUUAGUUGCCUUUGACUCAUCUCCCCCUAACUUCUCUUUGGGUUUAGGCUCCUGUCGCCAUCGGGACCCUCCGAUCUGUGCCCCCCUUAGUGCGCCUGCCUCCGACCUACUUCUCGAUAAGAUACAAACGGCCACUCCCGCCCACCUCCUCUUUCUUCCUUCAUGUGCUUCUUUCACACUCCCCACGACCACAGCCACACCUAGACUGCGGCCGUCUAUCCUUUCUAUCUUCUUGAAUCUCUCUCUUAAAUCUGCUCUCUCUCAGAGGGCAUGGCUCAGACUGUGAGAAACAACGGAUUGGCAGGGUUGAAGCUAGAGACGUCCUUUCAGCAUACGCCUAGGCCCCGGUGGCGGGGUGAGGACGGAGGCAGAGGAGCGACGGACGAGGGAGAUGGUUUCGAGGGCGAUCGUACAAACAUCUUUCACGAUUAUCACGCACCCCGUUGCGGUACUGAUGAAGACAACAGUGCUUUGAGUGGUCUACACUCAGCGACACCUCCCAUCUCGGUACCACGACAUGAUGACUAUCACAAGCAAGAUGUCAGCUUCCCUCACAAGCCCGAGGAUCUACAAGCGUCCUCCCCGCUGGACAGUUUCCUGCAAGACCGCCGUCCAUCCAUCGGCUUCGACUCCACCGCUGCCCUCGAUUCAGGUCGCCGCCGACCGCUAGAGGACUCGGGAAAGGGUGACUCUAGAAGCCGGACCCAACGGUUCCAGGCGCGGGGCUCGAGCCUGAGGAAUUCUCUACCUCAAGAUGACGAUGCUGACGACAACGGAAGCCAGGUGGGACGCAGCCUUAGGCGGCAGCAAGGCAACCGGGCCAUCCCUACUGGAAUACCUCGCGGCGGGUUUCCCGAAGAAAACGGCACCACUGACCUCGACCGUCCGACCUCUCUCACGUCGGUCUCAACCGCGUCUCCCGUGAUGGAGGAGCUGCGAACUCCUCCAGAGGGAUCCCGUGGGAUCUUGCCCUCCCCUAUCGUCAUGGCAUCUCCUGUGCAGACAUUUGCCUCGCUCGACGAUCGGAGCUCCUGGUCAGGUAGCGUUAUGACACCUUUCGGGAGCAAAAGAGGUCCUCGAAUCUCCACACGUCAACGGUCUCGCAGGUCUACCGCCUCCAGCAGCAAGUCUCCGGCGAGCAUGUUCCUGUCCAUGUGGAGUGCUGGCGCCGAAGAGCCUGCGCCGCAGCCCGAUGACGAGGGUCAAAUGGUCGGGACUGAGUAUGUCCUUGGGAAGCAGAUCGGCUUUGGUGGGUUUAGUACUGUGAAGGAGGCCUACAAGGUCGAGGAGAGCGGCAAGACGAAGCGGCUUGCUGUCAAGAUCGUCAAGAAGCAGAUCUCAGGACGGAGCGAGAAGGAGAACGACGAAGUUCAAGCGGAAUUUGACCAUGAGGUCCGAGUAUGGCGAUACCUUAGCCACCCCAACGUAUUGACGCUAGAUGCGGUCUACGAAACCGAUUACGCUACCUUCUGUUUCACGAAGCUGGCCAUAGGAGGUACACUUUUUGACCUCGUGCGCCAAAACCGCCGUGGACUGGAUAUGAAGCUAGCCAAGAAAUAUACGUACGAGCUCGCUUGUGCUGUGAGAUAUCUGCACGAAGAUGCACGCGUAGUGCAUAGAGAUAUCAAGCUGGAGAAUUGUUUGCUAGAUCCAACCGAAUCAUCUGGUGGACCGGAGUCAUCCACCCUCGUUCUUUGUGACUUUGGGAUGGCAGAGUGGAUGAACACCGACAACGAUGAUGCUUCGUCUGAUCCUUAUGACAACGUGGCGGAUCGUCCUCCGCCCAAGAACAUCGGCCCAGCUGGUUCCAGCACCAGUGUCGCGGGAAGCUUGGAGUACGCUUCCCCUGAGCUGCUCCAGUCUGAUAACGGGCUCAUCAGUCCCUGUGUCGAUAUGUGGGCCUUCGGUGUCAUCGUUUUCACCGUCCUCGUCGGGUCCCGGCCGUUCCAGGAUCCGUUCGCGCCGCGGAUUAUAUCGAAUAUUACCAGUGGAAACUGGAACAAAGACGCAGUGCUCGGCGAAGAAACGGAUCCCCAGCUUCGCCAGGACAGAGAAGACGCGCUGGAGUUAAUCAGCGGUUGUUUGCAAAUGAAUGUCGGUAGACGGUGGACAAUCCGCGAUGUGAUCUGCUCUCGCUGGCUGCGGGAGUUCUCCGAGGGCGGAGAGGAUAGUCCCACCGAGGCCAGCUGGAGGCUAUAA